Molecule: messenger RNA, 3829 nt
Organism: Solanum verrucosum
Lineage: Eukaryota; Viridiplantae; Streptophyta; Magnoliopsida; Solanales; Solanaceae
Product: putative disease resistance protein At3g14460
Biological process (GO): defense response to other organism
Molecular function (GO): protein binding; ADP binding
Source: RefSeq, a predicted model, not a curated record
UCUUAGCAUUCAACAGAUUUCAGAAAUGGAGGUUGGCUUAGCAGUUGGUGGUGCAUUUCUCUCUUCAGCUUUGAAUGUUAUCUUUGAUAGGCUUGCUCCUCACGGUGAGCUGCUCAAGGUGUUUCAGAAGCAUAAGCAUCAUGUUCGGCUCUUAAAGAAGCUGAAAGUGACUUUACUUGGUCUUCAAGCAGUUCUAAGUGAUGCAGAGAUUAAGCAGGCAUCAAAUCAAUUUGUGAGCCAGUGGCUUGAUGAGCUUCGAGAUGCUGUCGACUCUGCUGAAAACUUAAUAGAACAAGUCAAUUAUGAAGCUUUGAGGCUUAAGGUGGAAGGUCAGCAUCAGAAUCUUGCAGAAACAAGCAACCAGCAAGUAAGUGACCUUAACCUGUGCUUGAGUGAUGAUUUUUUUCUUAACAUAAAGGAGAAGUUGGAAGACACUGUGGAAACAUUGGAGGAUUUGGAAAAGAAAAUUGGCCGCCUUGGCUUAAAGGAGCAUUUUAGUUCGACUAAACAAGAGACUAGAAUACCUUCAACUUCUUUGGUUGAUGAAUCGGAUAUCUUUGGUAGGCAUAUUGAAAUAGAGGAUUUGAUUGACCGUUUAGUGUCUGAAAAUGCAAAUGGAAAAAAGUUGACUGUAGUUUCUAUUGUUGGAAUGGGUGGUGUGGGUAAGACAACACUUGCUAAAGCGGUUUACAAUGAUGAGAAGGUGAAGGACCAUUUUGGUUUGAAAGCUUGGUUUUGUGUUUCCGAGGGAUAUGAUGCUUUCAGAAUAACAAAAGGGUUACUUCAAGAAACUGGCUCAUUUGACUUGAAGGUUGAUGACAAUCUUAAUCAGCUACAAGUCAAAUUGAAGGAAAGCUUAAAGGGAAAGAAGUUUCUUAUUGUUCUGGACGAUGUGUGGAAUGACAACUACAACGAGUGGGAUGACUUGAGAAAUCUUUUUGUGCAAGGAGAUAUAGGAAGUAAGAUCAUUGUGACUACACGUAAAGAGAGUGUUGCCAUGAUGAUGGGAAACGAGCAAAUUAGCAUGGACACUUUGUCUAUUGAAGUCUCUUGGUCUUUAUUUAAAAGACAUGCAUUUGAACACAUGGAUCAUGGACAUCCGGAACUUGAAGAGGUCGGGAAACAAAUUGCAGCUAAGUGCAAAGGACUGCCCUUAGCUCUGAAGACGCUCGCAGGCAUGUUACGCUCCAAAUCAGAGGUUGAAGGGUGGAAACGUAUUGUGAGAAGUGAAAUAUGGGAGUUACCGCACAAUGACAUAUUACCGGCGUUGAUGUUGAGCUACAAUGAUCUUCCCGCACAUUUAAAGCGAUGUUUUUCCUAUUGUGCAAUAUUUCCUAAGGAUUAUGCAUUUAGGAAAGAACAAGUUAUUCAUCUGUGGAUUGCCAAUGGUCUCGUACCACAGGAAGAUGAAAUAAUUCAAGAUUCAGGCAACCAAUACUUUCUCGAGUUGAGAUCAAGAUCAUUAUUUGAAAGGGUCCCAACUCCUUCUGAAGGGAACAUAGAGAAAUUCUUAAUGCAUGACCUUGUCAAUGAUCUAGCCCAAAUUGCAUCUUCAAAACUUUGUAUCAGGUUGGAAGAGAGCCAAGGAUCUCAUAUGUUGGAAAAAAGUCGACACUUAUCAUAUUCAAUGGGAUAUGAUGAUUUUGAGAAAUUGACACCCCUCUACAAAUUGGAGCAGCUGAGGACAUUGCUUCCGAUACGUAUUGAUCUCAAAUAUUAUUACCGUCUAAGCGAAAAGGUGCAGCAUGACAUACUGCCAAGACUAAGAUCCUUGAGAGCACUAUCAUUGUCUCAUUAUCAGAUUAAGGAAUUGCCAAAUGACUUGUUCGUCAAAUUAAAGCUCCUCAGAUUUUUGGACCUUUCUAAGACAUGGAUUGAAAAGUUGCCUGAUUCCAUUUGUUUAUUGUAUAACUUAGAGACACUUCUCCUGUCAUCUUGUGUUGAUCUUGAGGAGCUACCGCUUCAGAUGGAGAAGUUGAUUAACUUGCGUCAUCUUGACAUAAGCAACACUUCUCGCUUGAAGAUGCCGCUACAUCUGAGCAAGUUGAAAAGCCUCCAAGUUCUAGUGGGAGCCAGGUUUGUUGUAGGUGGUUGUGGUGGUUUGAGAAUGGAAGAUUUGGGUGAAGUACAGAACUUGUAUGGAUCUCUAUCAGUUCUAGAUUUGCAAAAUGUGGUUGAUAGAAAGGAAGCUGUGAAGGCAAAGAUAAGGGAGAAGAAUCAUGUUGAGAAGUUAUCAUUGGAGUGGAGUCGAAGUAGUGCUGACAAUUCACAAACUGAAAGAGACAUACUUGCUGAGCUAAAUCCACAUAGAAACAUAAAAGAACUCCAAAUCACUGGAUAUAGAGGAACAAAAUUUCCAAAUUGGCUAGCUGAUCAUUCGUUUCUUAAGCUAGUACAAUUGUCUCUUAGCAACUGCAAGGACUGUGAUUCCUUGCCAGCAGUAGGACAACUUCCUUGUUUGAAACAUCUUUCCAUUAGAGGGAUGCAUCGAAUAACAGAGGUGACGGAAGAAUUCUAUGGCAGUUCGUCCAAGAAAAACCCUUUCAAGUCUCUUCAGAAGUUAGAGUUUGAAGAUAUGCCAGAGUGGAAGCAAUGGCAUGCACUAGGGAAUGGAGAGUUUCCUGCACUUGAGAACCUUUCAAUUGAAAAUUGUCCAAAGUUGAUGGGGAAGUUGCCUGAAAAUCUUUGUUCUCUGAUAGAAUUGAGAAUUUCAAGAUGUCCUGAACUCAAUUUGGAGACACCUAAACUGUUUACAUCCCAACAUGAGGAAAUGAAGCAGAUUGAGGGAUUAUUUAUUACUGAUUGUAACUCUCUUACCUCCUUUCCUUUUAGCAUUCUGCCGAGUACCUUGAAGACAAUAAGGAUAUCUCAUUGCCAGAAAUUUAAAUUGAAGGUGCCUGUUGGUGAGAAGAGUUAUUAUGACAUGUUUCUUGAGGAUUUGAUACUGGAAGAAUGUGAUUGUAUAGAUGAUAUAUCACCUGAGUUACUCCCAAGAGCACAGAAAUUGAGUGUAAGUCGUUGCCACAACCUUACUAGGUUUUUGAUUCCUAUUGCGACUGAAAGACUCUAUAUUUUGAAUUGUGAGAAUCUUGAAAUACUUCCGGUGGCAUGUGGGAGGAUCCAGAUGACGUAUUUGUAUAUUGACGGCUGUGAGAAGCUGAAGUGGCUGCCAGAACAUAUGCAGGAACUCCUUCCAUCUCUUAAGAAACUGGAACUGUGUAAUUGUCCGGAAAUGGAGUCCUUUUCUGAUGGUGGAUUGCCCUUCAAUUUACAACAACUUAAGAUCUGGAAUUGCAAGAAACUGGUGAACGGCCGUAAGGAGUGGCAUUUACAAAGACUCCCCUGUCUCAGGGAGUUAUUCAUCGUACAUGAUGGCAGUGACGAAGAUAUCGAACAUUGGGAGUUGCCUUGUUCUAUUCAAAAGCUUACCGUUCGCAAUUUGGAAACAUUAAGCGGCAAAGUUCUCAAAAGCCUCACCUCUCUUGAAUGUUUAUGUAUUGGUAAUUUACCUCAAAUUCAGUUAAUGCUGGAAGAAGGCCGGUUUUCCUCCUUUUCGCACCUCACUUCGCUUCAAAGUCUACACAUCAGGAAUUUCCCUAAUCUCCAAUCACUUUCCGAAUCAGCACUGCCUUCCUCCCUCUCUGAGCUGACCAUCAAGGAUUGCCCUAACCUCCAAUCUCUUCCGGUAAAAGGGAUGCCGUCUUCCUUCUCUAAACUACAUAUUUACAACUGCCCAUUGCUCAGACCACUACUAGAAUUUGACAAGGGGGAAUACUGGCCAAAUAUUGCUCUAAUUCCCACCGUUGUGAUUGAUCGGGAAUACCUGUGA